Staurois parvus is the source of this 256-nucleotide messenger RNA. The record is from the annotation of a GenBank genome assembly. Lineage: Eukaryota; Metazoa; Chordata; Amphibia; Anura; Ranidae.
UAACGUGAUGAUGUCACAUGGCACAGUUAGUUUUUCAUGGAAACCUCCAUGUGUCAUAUAUUCCAUAUAUGACACAUGGAGGGGCAGUCAACUCAUGGGGCCCCCGGGCAAUAGGGGAUCAUGGGGCCCCUGUGUCCUUGCCCAAACUCACAAAAGCCUAAGAAAAAGGUACCAGAGGCAUCUCAUGGGGCCCCCUACUGACCCCAGGCCCUCGGGCAGUGCUCGAGUUUCCAAAUGGUCAGUCCACCCCUGCUCU